Messenger RNA from Cetraspora pellucida, 474 nucleotides. The record is from the annotation of a GenBank genome assembly. NCBI's taxonomy places the organism in Eukaryota, Fungi, Glomeromycota, Glomeromycetes, Diversisporales, Gigasporaceae.
AUGCGAGCUAUUGUAACAGGUGCUUCAGGCUUAUUAGGUCGUGCCGUUUACAAAGCAUUUUGUGAGGCUGGCCAUGAAGUAACUGGCCUUGCUAAGAGCCGUGCGAAAAAUGGUUUGAGACAGUUUGAUCUAACUGACAAAGAUAAAUUGGACGCAUUGAUUCAAGAAUUAAAACCAGAUGCAAUCAUCCAUACUGCAGCUGAGCGAAGACCUGAUGUAGCUGAAGAAAAUCGUGAAGCAACUUUCGAACUCAACGUCAAUGUUCCAGCUCACAUUGCUUCAUUGUCUAAGGUCUACAAUGUUUUAUUCAUUCAAAUUUCCACAGAUUAUGUAUUUGAUGGAAAAAACCCUCCCUAUGACGUGAACGAUAAGCCGAAUCCAUUGAAUUUUUAUGGAGAGACAAAAUAUCAAGGUGAACUUGCCGUACAAAAUGCAAACCGACAGGCUGUGAUUUUACGUGUUCCAAUCUUGUAA